Molecule: messenger RNA, 1736 nt
Organism: Prosopis cineraria
Lineage: Eukaryota; Viridiplantae; Streptophyta; Magnoliopsida; Fabales; Fabaceae
Product: acyl-coenzyme A oxidase 4, peroxisomal-like
Exons: 14
Coding region: 132-1445 (437 amino acids)
Biological process (GO): fatty acid beta-oxidation
Cellular component (GO): peroxisome
Molecular function (GO): acyl-CoA dehydrogenase activity; flavin adenine dinucleotide binding
Source: RefSeq, a predicted model, not a curated record
CCAUCAAUUUUUUAUUGUCGGCCAGUUUCAUCCAAAUCCUAGCUCUCCUUUCCGUUGUUUCUUCACAGCCUCGAUACUUCAACCAUUUUUCCUUCACCUGUAAAACCCUAAUUAUUCUGCUAUUCGUCACCAUGACUGUCCCUUCUUCUAAGAAUCGAGGCGAUGUUGUGAAAAAUGAGAUGCCUUCCUAUUUUUAUUUGCCAUCGCUGGAUAUCUCUGUAGCAUUUCCUCAAGCGACUCCAGCCUCUAUAUUUCCUCCAUGUGCUUCAGAUUACUAUCAAUUUAAUGACAUAUUGACUCUGGAGGAGCAGGCUGUUAGAAUGAAAGUAAAAGAGUGCAUGGAAAAAGAAGUUGCUCCUAUAAUGGCUGAGUAUUGGGAGAAGGCUAAGUUUCCUUUCCAUGUUAUUCCAAAACUUGGCGCACUGCGUAUUGCUGGUGGCACUAUCAAGGGUUAUGGAUGCCCUGGUCUUUCUGUUACUGGAAGUGCUGUAGCCACAGCAGAAAUUGCUAGAGUUGAUGCAAGCUGUUCAACUUUCAUUUUGGUUCAUUCAUCCUUGGCAAUGCUCACUAUUGCUUUGUGUGGAUCAGAAGAUCAGAAGCAAAAGUAUCUACCUUCAUUGGCACAGCUACGCACUGUAGCAUGUUGGGCUUUAACUGAGCCUGAUUAUGGAAGCGAUGCCAGCGCUUUAAAGACAACAGCAACAAGGGUUGAAGGAGGUUGGAUCCUUGAGGGCCAGAAACGCUGGAUAGGAAACAGUACAUUUGCUGAUUUGUUAGUUAUCUUUGCUAGGAAUACCACAACAAAUCAGAUAAAUGGGUAUAUUGUGAAAAAGGAUGCACCUGGUUUGAUAGUCACGAAAAUAGAGAACAAAAUUGGACUCAGGAUCGUUCAAAAUGGAGACAUUCUUUUGAAGAAAGUUUUUGUCCCUGAUGAGGAUAGAAUUCCUGGAGUGAACUCUUUUCAGGAUACAAAUAAGGUACUUGCUGUUUCGCGUGUGAUGGUUGCUUGGCAACCUAUUGGCAUUUCAAUGGGCAUAUAUGAUAUGUGUCAUAGGUACCUAAAGGAGAGGAAACAGUUUGGAGCACCAUUGGCAGCUUUCCAAAUCAAUCAACAGAAACUUGUUCAGAUGCUUGGUAACAUUCAAGCAAUGAUUCUUGUUGGUUGGCGCCUUUGCAAGUUGUAUGAGAAUGGUAAAAUGACUCCAGGUCAUGCCAGCUUAGGGAAGUCGUGGAUCACCUUGAGGGCAAGAGAAACAGCUGCCCUGGGACGUGAAUUACUUGGUGGCAAUGGAAUUCUGGCUGAUUUUCUAGUGGCAAAGGCAUUCUGUGAUUUGGAACCUAUUUAUACGUAUGAAGGCACAUAUGACAUUAACACACUGGUUACAGGAAGGGAAGUUACUGGUUUAUCCAGCCUCAGGCCUGUUGCCCAAAGAAGUCGACUGUAAAAAUAAACAUGCUCCGAUUCCAUGCUAAGCCAAUAUCAUGAAGCCGAUUUGUAGUAGACAAUGCGUGCCUUGUCACUUACGAAUCACAUUCACAAUAUUUGCUGCACAAGACUUGAUCUCAUUAAAUUAAAGUUGCAUAUUUGUUAAUUUUUAACUACAGAUUUAACUAAUUGGCAUCAUUCUGGACGUACACGGCUAAAAAAGUUAGUCCAUUAGAGUAAGAUUAGAUUUGACAUUUGAAAUGUUGAGACAUUGAACUGUAAAUUUGAAAAGGUUGUAGGGGUUAUGAUU